Molecule: messenger RNA, 2358 nt
Organism: Trichosurus vulpecula (common brushtail)
Lineage: Eukaryota; Metazoa; Chordata; Mammalia; Diprotodontia; Phalangeridae
Gene: NOX5
Product: NADPH oxidase 5
Exons: 18
Coding region: 37-2358 (773 amino acids)
Biological process (GO): defense response; superoxide anion generation
Cellular component (GO): plasma membrane; NADPH oxidase complex
Molecular function (GO): calcium ion binding; superoxide-generating NAD(P)H oxidase activity
Source: RefSeq, a predicted model, not a curated record
ACAGACACAAAACCGGGGCAGCCAGAAUCAGAGCCUAUGGAGAACAGAAGUGCCAUGAAUACUGAUGAUGAUGCUAAGUGGUUGGAGUGGGUGUCACGCCAGUUUGAGGCCAUUGCUGGAGAAGACCGGGAGAUUGACCUGCAAGAGUUCAAGACAGCAUUGAAAGUGAAAGAGUCCUUCUUUGCAGAGAGGUUUUUUGCCCUGUUUGACUCUGACGGAAGCGGCACCAUCACCCUACAAGAGCUUCUGAGGGCUCUGACUCUACUCAUCCAUGGGAAUACGAUGGACAAACUCAAAUUCCUCUUCCAGGUGUAUGAUGUGGAUGGCAGUGGGUCCAUUGAUCCAGACGAGCUUCGCACAGUGCUGCAGUCUUGCCUGAAGGAGAGUGCCAUCUCCCUGCCAGAAGAGAAGCUGGAUGACCUCACCCUGGCCCUUUUUGAAUCAGCUGACAAAGACCAUAAUGGCUCUAUCACCUUUGAGGAGCUCCAUGAGGAAUUAGACAAUUUUCCUGAGGUCAUGGAAAAUUUAACCAUCAGUGCAGCCAGUUGGCUGAAGCCUCCAUCCUCCAAGAAAAGGCCACAGAUGCCCCGCUACCUGACUUCAGCAUACUGGCAUAACAACAGUGGGAAGCUGGCCAUUCUGGCAGCCUAUAUGGGGCUCAACAUCCUGCUCUUCACCCUGGCAGCCCUGAAGUAUCGGUCCUCAGGAGCCAGUAUCAUGGUGGCCAGAGGCGGUGGCCAAUGCUUGAAUUUCAACUGCAGUUUCAUUGUGGUGCUGAUGCUGCGGCGUUGUCUCACGUGGCUAAGGGCUACAUGGUUGGCCCGAGUUUUCCCAUUGGACCAGAAUGUCGAGUUCCACCAGCUUGUCGGCUAUGUGGUAGUUGGAUUUACAGUCAUACACACCACUGCCCAUGUGAUCAACUUCGUGCGCCUGGCUCAAUUGAAGGACAGCCCCUUCCAGUUCUGGGAAUAUCUCCUCACCACCCGGCCUGGCAUUGGCUGGGUCUAUGGCGCAGCUUCCCUCACAGGCGUGGUUCUACAGCUUUUCAUCUUCAUCAUGCUUGUAUGUUCCUGCUCCUUUGUCCGGAGGAGUGGGCACUUUGAGGUAUUCUACUGGACUCACCUCCUCUACAUCCUUGUCUGGGUGCUGCUCAUCGUGCAUGGACCCAAUUUCUGGAAGUGGCUGCUAGUCCCUGGUCUCUUCUUCUUCUUGGAGAAAGUCGUGGGGUUGGUGUUGUCACGCAUGGCAACCCUAAGCAUCGUGGAAGUCAACCUCCUCUCCUCCAAGGUCACUCACCUCGUGAUCAGUCGGCCCUCUUUUUUCCACUACAAGCCUGGAGACUACGUGUACUUGAACAUCCCAGCUAUCGCCAAGUACGAAUGGCAUCCUUUCACCAUCAGCAGUGCCCCAGAGCAGGAAGACACCAUCUGGCUGCACAUCAGAUCUCAGGGACAGUGGACAAACAGGCUGUAUGAAUACUUCAAGGCUUCUGAUCCUAUUUGUUUCGGUGCCAAGAGGCUGACACAGAGCCUGAAGCUCAGAAGGAGUCAGAGGAAGCCCCAGGAAACCAAGGUCCAGGUCUUUAGUGUUCAUUCUGCUAGUAUAACUCAAGGAGUAGUGGCCACUGGCAUGGAGAACACUGUGCAGCUGAUGAACUUCAAGUCUGAAACAUUACCCCAGCAAAAGAAGGAAGACCUUAUUGACUGUGGAAAGGAGAGAGAAGAGAAGUCUCAGUCAAGAAGUGUCUUUCCUCAAUUAAAUGACAACCAACGAUUAUGUAACAUCAAGUGCUACCUGGAUGGUCCCUAUGGAACUCCAACUCGACGGAUCUUUGCUUCUGAACAUGCUGUAUUAAUUGGGGCUGGUAUCGGCAUCACCCCUUUUGCCUCUAUUCUACAGAGCAUCAUGUACAGGUACCAAAAGAGAAAGCGAAAAUGCCCCAAGUGCUUUUACUCCUGGUGUGAGAAUGUCAGGGAUGGUGAGAUGAAGCUGCAGAAGGUGGACUUCAUUUGGAUCAACCGAGACCAGAAGUCAUUUGAAUGGUUUGUGAGUUUGCUGACAAAGCUUGAGAUGGAUCAGGCUGAAGAGGAGCCGGGAGACCAUUUCCUGGAGUUGCACAUGUACAUGACUUCAGCCCUGGGCAAGAAUGACAUGAAGGCCAUUGGCCUACAGAUGGCACUUGAUCUCCUGGCUAAGAAAGAAAAUAAAGACUCCAUCACUGGGCUGAAGACAAGGACCCAGCCAGGGAGACCAGACUGGAGCAAACACAUAGUGGAGAGGCCACCCCAGUGUUCAGCCAAGGUGCUGAAGAGUCACUGUGAACAGCUCAACUUCAGAUUCUUCAAAGAGAAUUUCUAA